GAUGAUGAAUCAAUUCAACUUAAUCUGUGGAGACCCUACAAGGUUUGGUCAGCAGAGUCGAAGUCAGUCAGCGUCCAGUUGGAACUCGACGCCAAACAAAAGGAUGUCUCAGUGUGAGUGCCCAGUGUUGAGUGUCCCGUGUUGAUGUUCAGUGUGAGUGUCCAGUUUGAGUGUCCAGUGUGAGUGUCCAGUGUGAGUAUCCAGUGUGAGUAUCCAGUGUGAGUAUCCAGUGUGAGUUUCCAGUGUGAAUGUCUAGUGUGAGUGUCCAGUGGGAAGACAUAGUUGCGAGUCACUCUAGUUAACAAACUGGGUACCACUUAGGGGAGCCACUUGGCAGUAGGGUAAUAAAGUAUCUGGAAUAUGUUUUCUUAAAUUGGUACACAAAAAUAUUUCACUGACAAGGAGUGUGGAGUAUGUGCUCAGACGCAUGGUAGUUUAUGAUUGUUCAACACAGGAGCUCUUACCAUGAGAAUGGAAACAAUUUUAGCUCACUGACUGGAAACUUUUCUUUAAAUAGUACCUUAUAAUUGCUUGUUAAAGUCAGAAAACGUUCAGUUGAAUCCUAUGUUGUUGUUUUUUUUUAAAGUCUGUAAAAUUAAUGUUUUAAUAUACGCUUGAAAAAAAAAAUAAACAUUUAAAAUUUAACAGACGCUAUUCUUAAUUUUAUUUCUACAACUUAAUUUGUGGAGUCAAGAAAUGUUUGAAGGAAUGCCUUGUAUUUGUUAAAAGCUGUUUGUUAUAGGGCUAUUGAUAUCGACAAUUGAUUGGCUGCUUGCUGCUCGUCAGUGUCGUAGUCUGUAAACACCAUUAGGAGCCUAAUGUUUAAAUAAAUAAAACUAUUCAAUCUUAUUCUCACUCCAUUGUGUAGUAGGUACCAUGCCGUGUUCUUUUGACACCAUUUGGAGCCUAAUGUUUAAAUAAAUAAAACUAUUCAAUCUUAUUCUCACUCCAUUGUGUAGUAGGUACCAUGCCGUGUUCUUUUGACACCAUUUGGAGCCUAAUGUUUAAAUAAAUAAAACUAUUCAAUCUUAUUCUCACUCCAUUGUGUAGCAGGCACCAUGCCGUGUUCUGUUGACACCAUUUGUAGCCUAAUGUUUAAAUAAAUAAAACUAUUCAAUCUUAUUCUCACUCCAUUGUGUAGUAGGUGCCAUGCCGUGUUCUGUUGACACCAUUUGGAGCCUACUGUUUAAAUAAAUAAAACUAUUCAAUCUUAUUCUCACUCCAUUGUGUAGUAGGUACCAUGCCGUGUUCUGUUGACACCAUUUGGAGCCUAACGUUCAAGCAAAUAAAACUUAAAACUCAUUCUCACUUCAUUUUGCAGCGAGUACCAUCAACGCUGAUCAGAGUUCUAACAGAAGUCCGUCAUUUAAGACUAACAACAGAAACAUGAACAAAAGUCCUAGUCCUACAGGACACAGCCAAUGGUGAGUAAAUGUGUGUUUUUAAAGACAGCUACAGCGGGGUCUUUAAGGUAGUUGAUUCUUUUUAAAACGUGCCGAGACAGACUUUGAGAAAAUCUUCUCCAGAGAAUGUCUUUGAUUUGAAUUAUAUCAUGGGCCCCUUUCAUCUGUCCUAUUGACAUCAUAAUGUAAAUCAUGGUCUCUCCCAUUUGUUACAUUGCUAUUAUAACGUAUAUCUGACCGACAUGAAGGAAUCUGAUGGUGUGUAAGAGUCGCCGAGUCUCUGUAAAUGUAUAGAGUAAUCCAAUUUACUUUCCCCAUUUAGAAAAAAAAAAAGGAAAAAGGGGUGGGGGGGGGGUAAUUUUAAGCAAACCACUUUUUUUUGUAUUUGAUAAAAGUCCCAAUUAACAAAUCAAGGAAUUUCCUUUACACGACUAUUACUUCGUAUCUUUAUGUGCUUAACCUCUCUCCACCCCCUACCAACCCUGACUCCCAGGUACGACACUGCCAACAUUGAUGACGCACUCAGUGACAUCAGGAGGAGAUUGCUAUCUGACUCCACCCACAAAGCCCACGACUCGUUCGACCGCAGCACCCGGCGGUCCGCGUCCGACAGCACCGACACCUUCACGUACACAACCUGCGAGCGCUACAGCCGCCCGGCCAGGAAGGAGCUCCGCGACGCGCGGCGCUGGAGCCCUAAGUUUCCCGGAGACUCCGGCAAGCAGCGGGGCGCCACCGGCGACAAGUUCAAGCUCGACGACUACCUCAUCAGCGACAACCCCGGCUACGGCGCUGCCACGUACACGCCGGACACGGAUCCGUACGAUUUGGAGGAGCGGCGCAUCAAGUGCGUGAGGGAAGCCCUGUUGCAAGACAUCGCUGAAGAUGUGGAGGAGGGUGAUACGAAUACGGACAGUUCUGAUGAGGAUGAUGAUGAUGAUGAUGAUGAUGACGACGACGAGUCAUCGUUGCAGACCGCGGGGUCUUACCACACCAACACGUCCAGCGCCACGGGGGGUCUCUUCCCUGCUCUGAAAAGUAAGGAGUUGAUGGACGGGCGUGGUUUGAAAUAUUCCCACUUGUUGUAAGCAAGUGACGCUCACAGGUUUCCCUGAUUGGAGGUUUGCUUCUAAAGUCUUUACGCCAUUUGUACGCAGUUAUGAAAACAAAGGUUUUAGUCGUCCUAAAAAUAGAAAUAAUUAUAUAUAUAUAGUUUAUUAAUUCCUGAACUAACUUUUUUAUUUAGAAAAUUCUUGACG
Lymnaea stagnalis (great pond snail) is the source of this 2662-nucleotide messenger RNA. NCBI's taxonomy places the organism in Eukaryota, Metazoa, Mollusca, Gastropoda, Lymnaeidae. The record is from the annotation of a GenBank genome assembly.